UUGAUGACAGGGUCAACAAUAUGGCGCUGUCCAUAGUGAACAACGUCUUGCACUUGUGUUGGUGUCGUUAAAUGCUUUACACGUUUUCUAGCCAAUGUAAAUGAGUGUGAAGCAGAGCGGGAUAUAACAUUAUUGUCUCAACUCUAUCGUGAUCAUCAGUUGACGUGUCAGAGACAUCUGUUGAUGCCUAAACUGCAGCAAUGUCUGGGUCAAAUGUUUGGAGUCGUAGUCGUGAGAAAUUAAGACGUUUCCCUGAACUCUUUGCCCAGUGCUCAGCAGAGGCAGCUGCAUACGGGAAGUGUGUGGCAGCUACAACAACAAGCAAACAGGAGCUAAAGAAAGACCUCUGUGCCAAGGAGUUUGAAGCACUGAAGACAUGUUUCAUGAAUGCAGCCAAGAAGAAAGUCAAAUGAGUGGAAAUCAUGUCAGCUUUAUUGGAGCUGCACAGCUGGACACAGUGGAAGAAGGAAGAGGUGUGGACUCACUGAAGACUGUGACAUUACCUGCCCUGUCCUGUUGGACAAUUAAAAUGAACUGCUUACCUUUGGAGACACUUCCUUUUGUGAAGUGGUUGACAGGGAAUCAUGAUUUACUUCUUUAUUCCUACAUUUCUGGAAGGUGAAUAAAGCAUUGUUAAGUUA
Molecule: messenger RNA, 641 nt
Organism: Cheilinus undulatus (humphead wrasse)
Lineage: Eukaryota; Metazoa; Chordata; Actinopteri; Labriformes; Labridae
Gene: ndufaf8
Product: NADH:ubiquinone oxidoreductase complex assembly factor 8
Exons: 3
Coding region: 201-413 (70 amino acids)
Biological process (GO): mitochondrial respiratory chain complex I assembly
Cellular component (GO): mitochondrion
Source: RefSeq, a predicted model, not a curated record